Molecule: messenger RNA, 2316 nt
Organism: Hirundo rustica (Barn swallow)
Lineage: Eukaryota; Metazoa; Chordata; Aves; Passeriformes; Hirundinidae
Gene: YPEL5
Product: yippee like 5
Source: RefSeq, a predicted model, not a curated record
AUGCCGUCACCUGUGAGCAGGGAAACCUGGGAAGAAAUUUUUUUGGAUCAUAUUGGUGGCACUCGCCUGUUCUCCUGCAACUGCGACACGAUCCUGACCAACCGCUCGGAGCUCAUCUCCACUCGCUUUACAGGGGCCACAGGAAGGGCCUUUCUUUUUAACAAGGUGGUAAAUCUGCAGUACAGUGAAGUUCAGGACCGGGUCAUGCUCACUGGCCGCCACAUGGUCCGGGACGUGAGCUGCAAGAACUGCAACAGCAAACUGGGCUGGAUCUAUGAGUUUGCCACUGAAGACAGCCAGCGCUACAAGGAGGGCCGCGUUAUCCUGGAAAGAGCCUUGGUGCGGGAGAGCGAAGGCUUCGAGGAGCAUGUUCCAUCCGACAAUUCCUGAAGAGGCUCCAGUCUCUUCUCAGGUUCUCUUCAAUUGAAACUCAAAUAUAAUAAAAUCAACAAAAAAAUCUGCUUACAUACACUGUCACCUUAGCAUCAGAGUCGGAUUCAUGGACUACAAAGUGGGAAAGAUUGUGAGAAUAUUUCAGAUGGAACCUUCUUUUCUUUAUUCCUUUUAUAUUUUAUUUUCCCUCCAGAAGCUGUUUGUAGAAAGAAUGUUGUGCAGAUGCUGUAACUUUUUCUCUCUUUCAUUUACAUCUGUUAGAUUUGAGAUUGUAUCUUAAGGUACAGUGGGCUAAAAGGAAAAUAUUUGCAGGAUUUGUCUUUUGUUGGAGAGAAAUUCAAUGAGUUUUGGUUUUUUUUUUAGUUUGCACAAACUGAUGUCAGCAUCAACUUAUUUUAAAACUACAGAUUUUUUUUUAAAGUAUAUUCCAAGUUUUGGGUAAAGUUUUUAGUUAGGUUUCUGGUUUUUUGGGCUUUUUUUUACCCAGCUUUUUUCACCUGGUUUGCUAGUUAAAGUGAAGAGAUCCGAACUUGUGCUGAGUGCUAAAGGUUCAGUGUUGGUACGGCUUGGGCUGGCCCAUGUGCCAUAUUCUUGUUGAGGUUGAUUGGUAGCACAGAGCCCAUUAUUUCUUGUCAUUCUUGACCCAAAGAUGUCACCAUUCCUUGUUUAUUCGUGAAGUCCCAUUCACCAUGUAAACUGGUGUUGAUUGGAAACUAUUCUUGAAAUAGGGCAAAACUGCUUGGCUUUUUUUAACUUUUAACAGAUGUAACUUAUGAGCAUAGUAAUAAUAUAAAGUAAUAGCUGUCUGUUUAGUCUUGCAUUGCUUACGAAUCCAGCUGUGUUUGUAAUGAUAGGGAUCCACUGAGAAACUACUGUUUCAGUAGUCUUUUUUUUUUUCAUUUCUCUACUAAUCUCAUUAAGUUAGACAGGGAAUUGCAAAUCUUAAUUCUUCUUCAAGUAGCUUUCUUUAAACCCAGAACUUCCUAUGUUAAACACAGCUGCUGUGUAAAAGGAGAAGAUUGCCAGCAUGUUUGUUCAUGCAUAGAGUUAUGCAAUCUGCAUCUCUUGAAAAGAUUAACUUAAACAGCUUGUUUUCAAAUGCUGCUUCUGGUGUUGAAACCUUUAUCUUUCAACUUUGUUGAACUUUUUCAUUGUGAUGUUAUGUUUUUAUCUUUCUGGGCAGCAGUACUUGUCAGCCUAGUAGUAACUAGUGACUUGGAUUCCUGCUUUGUUCUUGUAGAGGUCAGCUCUGUUUUAAACAGUGAUCUUGCUUGCCUUUUUUAGAAAAAAUGCUCUUCAUUAACUUAACUCAAGGGUGCCCAAACACUUUUCAUUGUGUCUUAAGCCAUAAGUUAGGAUCUCAAGGGCUGAAAUUUAUUUGAAUGUUAGAUAUGUAUGAUUUCUUAUCCAAGAUAUGAGUUGGUUGUGGUUUUUUUUCUUAUCGUGGAUUAAUUGUGGUCAGCAUGAAAUAAGUUACCCCACCCAGCCAAAGAGAUCUGGGUUCUGACCUUUCAGAGUAACUUUUAUUCUCUAGCCACAGCUCUAUAUCUGAAACUAAGAUGUGGAGGGUGACUAUGCAGAGUAUUUUUCUUAAAUUUUUUUUGGUUGCCAAGUGGCAAGUUGGACACCCCUGACUUGAAUCUGCUGCCUCUUUCAUGUAAAGGUAGCCUUGUUCUAGAAGUGUCACAUAGAAAGAAAACAGAGUAGAUCGCAUACCAGAGCUGUGCUUGAAUCAAGCUGCUUAAACAAUAGUGUACUUGUGCCUCAAAUUAAUCAGUUUUUGCACUGAGUACAGUAGUACCCCAUUAUCUUGUACUUCUGUCCUUCACAGACCCUGGAAGCACCAUUAGCAUGGUUCUCUGCUGUACUUUUCUUGUACUUCUGACAUUACAGUACAAUAAAGUAUGUUUUGUCCUGAACUGA